Molecule: messenger RNA, 616 nt
Organism: Cydia pomonella (codling moth)
Lineage: Eukaryota; Metazoa; Arthropoda; Insecta; Lepidoptera; Tortricidae
Exons: 3
Coding region: 5-550 (181 amino acids)
Source: RefSeq, a predicted model, not a curated record
CUUUAUGAAAAUGGUAUACAGAAUUAUUCGUAUCGUGUUAUUGUUUUUUCCUACAAUUGUGAAAUGUUUAAAUCUCGAGGCAAGAAACGAAAAAACUUUUCCGAAUGGAACGCUGGUUGGGACAUAUCAAUAUGUAGAUGCACAGGGUAACCAAGUGCAUGUGAAGUACUUUGCUGAUGGAAAUAGUUACAGCAUCGACUUAAAAGGAUACAAGAUCCCAGAAACCGCAGAGACAACCCAGAAUCUAACUUCCUCAAUAGCUAAGCCAACCACCGAGGUAGAUACAUUGGUACCGCUAAAAUUAGACUUUCCGGCCAUUGACAACAUCUACACAAUUGAAAACCCGCACAACUAUACUAAUGAUAUUUCCAACAAUAAUGAACAAAAUCAUGAAUAUAAUGAGGACCAAACCAUAGAUUAUGAUGUUUAUGACUCUGUGUUGAAAAUACCUAAGGUUAAACCUUAUGAAAAGGUCAAGGAAGUGAGGAAAACCGUAAGGAAGAUUCGACAAACGUUGGAUAUUUUUAUGAGAAAAAUACCUAAUGCAUAAUUACUUUUACAUCGGUUAUGUUUAGUUCGUAUUCUAUUUGAAUAAUAUUUACUGUUACUUACAGAA